CGUUUAAUAACCGGAGAAGAUGACCAAUCAAGGAUGUUAAACAUGUUUUUAGAAAAUUACGACAUACUAUGUUUCACACCUCAAAUUCUAGUAAAUAAUCUAGAAGACAACGUCAUAAAAAGCUUGUCAGAAUUUUCCUUGUUGAUACUUGACGAAUGCCACCAUACGAGAGGAGAUGGGCCUUACAGUACGCUAAUGAGAAAAUAUCUAGUGGAAAAAUCCAAAACAAAAAAAGAAAUGCCACAGGUAGUAGGUCUGACAGCCUCUAUUGGCGUGGGCAAAUCUCGAACAGAUCAGGAAUCGGUUGAUUACAUUCUGAGGGUAUGUUCUUGUCUGGACGUGAGAAUAAUUUCAACGGUAGAAAGAAAUUUUAAAGAAUUAAAGAAACAUGUCAGCAUUCCUGAUGAAGAAACAAUACAGCUUGUAAAGCAGAAAGAUGACCCUUGUAAACAUUUUAUAUUGACUGCAAUGGAAGAAACUGAAGAUAUGUUGCAAGACAAUUCAUUGAUGCAACCUGAUAUGAUUGAUCUUAUGGACACGCAGCCACGUGACCGAGAGUCUCAAGAAUACAAUAAAUGGACAGUUGAUGUAAUGAGAGCUGCACUUUUGAAGGUGGAUGACUAUGAUGUGUCCAGAGAUAUAAGUAGUUGUGCAAAAUACUUGAAUAUUUACAACUCGGCCCUAGAGGUUAACAAACUCUUGCUUUCGAGAGAUGUCAUUAAGUAUUUGGCUGAAAAACACAGACUUGAAGGGGAAAACAAAGACAAACUAACUGAGAUGGAAAAAAAGCUGUUCAAAAAUCUGCAAAAUGUGCAGAAAACAAUUAACGUUAAAGGGAAAAACACCGAAAAUCCAAAUGUGAGGAUUUUGAGCGACACCUUACGGAAGAUGCUUGAUGACAAAGGGGACGACUCAAGGGCCAUGGUUUUUGUGAAAGCAAGAGCUACUUGCAGAUCUCUUGCUGCAUUUUUGGACAGGGAUCUCCAGAGUAGUGGAGUAAAAGCGAGUCCAUUAUAUGGAAAGGAAAAUCGUGGUGGAGAUGACGGAAUGACAGAAAGUCAACAAACAGAGAUAUUAGACAAGUUUCGCAGUGGAUUCUUCAAAGUACUAGUAUGCACAUCUGUUGGGAAUGAGGGUAUAGAUGUUCCUGAUUGUAAUAUUGUUCUUAGUUACGAGUAUUCCGGAGAUGAAAUAACAAAAAUACAAAUGAAAGGUCGUGCUCGUAAGAAAAAAGCGACAACAAUCACUAUGGGAAGUGAUAAAGUAGUAGAGCAAGAAAUGAUCAAUACAUACAAAGCUGCAAUGAUGUAUAGGGCCAUGAAUACUGUAAAACAGUUGGAUCCAAAAUUCAUCAAUAUGAAAGUCAAUGCCUUCCAAAGUGAAGAAACGCAUAAAUACAGAUUUAAAGCAGAAGUUGAGAAAUUGAAAAAGGGAAGGAAGUCUGAUGAAGAUUACGCAAUUUUGUGUGGAAGAUGCAACACUUUUGCUUGUUAUGUCUCUGAUGUAAGGCAGCUUGGACAUGAUCAUAUCGUAAUUGAUAAAGAUUUCGCUGACAAGAUUACAAGAAAAGAACACAAGAAGCCGAAAACAUAUGACGGCCUACACAAAAAAUACAAGAUGUAUUGCAAGAAAUGCCCAAUAGACUGGGGUAUAAUUGGACUGAGAGAUGGCUUAGACUGCAUGAUCCUAAAGAUCAUCAAUUUCAAGUUUAGGAAUUUGCGAACACAUGGUGUGAGUACCUACAAGAAAUGGAUCGAUGUACCAUGCGCUGUUCCUGAAAUAAAGUUGGAAGAUCUUCCUAGAUUGUUAGGACCAGAGGAAACAUAAUGUUCUCGUCAGAUUUUGUAAAAAAUGUGUAUAAAUUAAACAGGUUUUCAAUGGCAUAUUUACUAAAGUUGUCAAUUGUUAAGUUACAUUUAUAAUAAUUCAUAGUGAUAAUAUGGAAGUAUGAAUAUAUUACAAUUGUUAUGAACACACUUUGAGUUUCAAUAAAAAAAGUAAUUCUGGAAAAAAAAUGAAAAGAAAGUUUAGAUUAAAAAUUGUAGAUAAUCAUUAUAAUUUUUUAAAUUCAUAUAACACAGUGAUUUUGGAAGCAAUUUAUUUAUCGAUAUUGCUUUUCAAAACGGCACAAAAUGUUGUGUUUGCAUUAAGUAUUUGUAUAUUUAAACAUUCAUCUGGACAUGUUGUAUUAGUAUUUAUUUGUUUGCCAAUGUAUUCCAUGUUAACGGAUGAUUGUGUUAAUUGACAAAAUGUUUAGCUCUUUUUAAUUGCGGUUUUUGUUUCUGCUUUUUUCUCACAAUUACUGUUAGAUCUUUCGACAUAUAUGUUACUGUUAUGCAUGCAAAAUCGAAACAUCAAUGCGUACAAAAAACUGUUAAAGGUCGGUUGUCUGCAUAAAUCACUGGAAUAUUAAAUGAAUUAUUUAUCUUUUUUAUUGGAGAAAAAUAAAAAUGUAUUCCUUAGGAAUAAGUCAAACGUUUUGGAAUUUUGAUGAAGUAAAACGCUUUAUCUUAUUUCUGCUUUGUUGUUGAAUUACUUUAUAAGUUUAAGAAUGUUAAAGGGAAAGACAAAUUAUAGUUAUGUACACUGUUUUGUAUACAUGUAAAAAUAUAUUAUAUCAGCCUAAAGAACAUGAAGACAUUAUCACUAAAUUUUAUGUACAUACGCGUACAUUUUUUUUUCUUGGUUAACGGUAAACCAACGCAGAAUAGGUCAUAUUCCGCCGGAACAGGAAAGAUGCUUCUAACUAACCUCGAUUGUUACAAUCACCAAAACCUGCACACCUGCCGGAGCUAAGAGAUGCAUAGACUCCAGUUAUUUAAUCAUUUUAAUCGCCUCGUACAAUCAAGCAGGAAUAAACGGUGGCUGCCUCGACCAUUUAAGGCAACCCAUCAGCGAGAUGUGAAAACUCCUGUCAAUAUUGAUUAUCAAUGACUGCAACAUACAUAAGAAAAUUAUUUCAGAACCGAACAUUCCAAAGAGGGAUAUUUUGAGUGAUAUCUCCAGUUUUCAGCAAAUUAUAAGCCUAAGUGUGCAUUCCUUAAUACCUUUUAUAACAUUACAUGAAAAAUACACGACAACAGUUAAAAUUAUGACAAUAUUGUUCGCUAAUAUACAGAAGAAUAUAACCGGAAUUAGA
Molecule: messenger RNA, 3139 nt
Organism: Ruditapes philippinarum (Manila clam)
Lineage: Eukaryota; Metazoa; Mollusca; Bivalvia; Venerida; Veneridae
Product: antiviral innate immune response receptor RIG-I-like
Biological process (GO): regulation of apoptotic process
Cellular component (GO): cytoplasm
Molecular function (GO): nucleic acid binding; ATP binding
Source: RefSeq, a predicted model, not a curated record